Molecule: messenger RNA, 1008 nt
Organism: Lithohypha guttulata
Lineage: Eukaryota; Fungi; Ascomycota; Eurotiomycetes; Chaetothyriales; Trichomeriaceae
Exons: 1
Coding region: 1-1008 (335 amino acids)
Source: RefSeq, a predicted model, not a curated record
AUGCGAGACGUGUUUUCUGCACAACCGACACGACGGUUCGUCCACGGUUUUAUCGUCUUUGGCGUGCAAAUGCAACUGUGGGUCUUCGACCGAUCUGGGGCGUACAGCUCUCAAACAUUCAACAUCCGCCAGGAACCACAACAAUUCGUCCGCGUGCUGGCGGGGUACACUUUGAUGACCGCAGAAGAGCUGGGUCUUGAUAUGUUCAUGCAGCGCGAUGGGUUCUAUCCUUCGGUCACGCUGUCAGAUCCUGUGACGGGCAAGGAGUGCAGCUUCCAACUGGAACUGUCUCCCUUCUUCAAGCAAUCAGCCAUAGCCUGUCGAGGGACAACAUGUUAUCGCACUACUGAUGGGAAACAUGUAGUCAAGUUCUCGUGGGGACCUGACAAGCAGCGAUCUGAGGUCGAUCACCUGGCAAAAGCUCAAGGCGUCAGGGGCAUUCCUACGUCGGCAGGGGCAUCCACAGUUACGACGAUCAACGAGUUGCACGCCGGCCUGAGGAUCAGAAAACUUCGCGAUCUCGGACAUGCGGUGCACGAGAGAACCGUCGAUGCAUCACAGUUGUCCUUCACCAGUCAGUCCACUCAGCAGUUGGAGUCUCUCAGCGUCAGUGGCACCAAGCGCAAGGCCACCCAACGAGGUGGAAGUCCUCCCAAGAGAUCACGCUCCAACAGUCAGCCAUCCAGCCUGUGUCAAGAAAUCCAGCCUGGCGAACUUGAACAGCGCCAGGUAUCGACCAUGCCACCACCCAAUUCGCCGCAGCAAAAUCGGAUAUUGACGUGCCUUGCCAUUAGCCCCGCUGGACGCCCCCUACAGGACUUUGCGAACGUCUGCGAGGUGUUGGAAGCAUUUCGAGACGCCAUCAGGGCACAUUGGAAUCUGUUCAACCAUCGGAAGAUUCUGCACCGGGAUGUGUCACACGGCAAUAUCAUCUUGACCAGUCCGGACCAGAAUGGUGGAUGCUCGGGCAUGCUGAUUGACUACGAUCUCGCGGUGCAUAUUGGCUAG